Messenger RNA from Hemicordylus capensis (graceful crag lizard), 7874 nucleotides. RefSeq names its product EH domain containing 2 (gene EHD2). The record is from RefSeq and is a predicted model, not a curated record. The transcript has 5 exons. Lineage: Eukaryota; Metazoa; Chordata; Lepidosauria; Squamata; Cordylidae. The coding region runs from base 1496 to 3106 and encodes 536 amino acids. Gene Ontology annotation, biological process: endocytosis; endosomal transport. Gene Ontology annotation, cellular component: plasma membrane; cytoplasm. Gene Ontology annotation, molecular function: protein binding; calcium ion binding; GTP binding.
GUACACCACUCUGGGCUCCUUGGAGGAAGAGUGGGAUAUAAAAUGUAAAAUAAUAAUAAUAAUAAUAAUAAAUAACUGCAUACAACAUUCAGCCCAUUGUUAUCGCUGGUGGGCUUGUUGUUAACUGAGUGAAUAGCAGCCAAAUUGGGCCCUCAUAGCUGAAGACCAAUGUGGGGGCAGGGGAAAGAGAGCUUUACUUCAAUUCCCUCCAGCAUAGUUUAGUGGGCCCGUGACUUGCAAACACAUUUUAAAUUUACAAAAGAAGAGUGCUAUCUCUUGAGAGCUCUUAACAGUUAAGGCCUUAUAUACUCUCCUGUCAGCUAAUGUUGAAUGUGUUAUUUCGGUUAAAAGUAUUAAAUAUCUUGUGGGGUCAAACCAAGAUCAAGCUAGUCCAAGCACUCUUUGUAAGUAUCCCAGCCCCCAGAAAUGUGGCCAGUUGUCCACUUGUGCACCACACAGCCUGCCCUACGAUAUUCCCUAUAGAAACUCAUUUUCCUUCCACAAUUAUUUCGGGUUUGCUUUUCCCCUCCGUACCACAAGGUGGCAUCAGAAGACUCUGUUUGCUAAACCAACAUUCCUCUAACUUUGAAGGGGUAAAAAAUGUGCAUCAAUUUUUUGUGCACUACUUGUUCUCAAGUUCUUGUUCAUCCUAACCUCUCCCUCCCUUUCAGGAUAAUUUAUGCUAAUGUAUUCUGCACUCUGCCUCUUGGCAGCCACUCCUCUUGUCAGCAACUGUCUCUUCCAAGCGGGAAUCCUCCUCAGAAGCUCUUUGAGACCCCAGAGGAGGAAAAAUUAGCAUUUUUUUAAAAAAAACACAACACCAGCCCAAAAGGGAUUUUCCAUCUGAAACUGACAUCGGUGAGUCUCCUCUCCGCCUUGCAUGUACUGCUGCGUGCUGGAUUACUGCCUCUUCCCACAGCAUUUGGAGAAGAACGUGACGUAUCCUGUUUAAAGGCAGAAACAACCCAGGAAUUCUCUCCUAUAUAGGAGCAUUUAUUUCCAGACUAGUUACUUUAAAUCCAGCAGCAAAGUGAAUUUUGUGCUUUUGUGCCUACAUCUUGGAUAGCAAGCAACUUUGGAGCUGGAGGAACAUUUGAAGGAGAUUUUUGCCUUCUGCAGAAGAGAUUCCAUCUCUUGGAUCUACUGAACUGAGCUCUAGAAGACCUCCUCAAAGAUCUGAACUGAUCCACUCAAGUCUGAUUCGGAAGACCUAUGGAUACCACCCAAAAGAUUUGUUGAUUAAUUUAUAUCCGGUCUCUAAAGGACAUUGAAUAUUCUUCCAGUGCUAGAUUGUGAAGACCUUUAGAUAUCUUCGAUCAGAUUUCUGGGCCUUGACAGAUUCUGCUUAUCUUACUAGUUCUCUAAAAGGUCUUUUGUUUCUCCAUCAGAAUUUUAAUCUCCAGCCAAGGUUUGUUUGUUUUUAUCUCUGAUUUCUUGAUUUGGAUCUUAUUCCUUUAGCAAGUAGGCAUAGUGCCAUUCCUUCAAAGCAGCCAAUAUGUUCAGCUGGAUGAAGAAGAAUGAGAAGAAGAACCCGGAGGUGAUCCACACGGUCACCGAGGGCCUGAAGGACCUCUACAAGAAGAAGCUACUGCCCGUGGAGGAGUUCUACCGGUUCCACGAUUUUCAUUCUCCAGCCUUGGAAGAUGCCGACUUUGACAAUAAGCCAAUGGUGCUGGUGGUGGGGCAAUACUCCACUGGGAAGACCACUUUCAUCAAAUACCUCUUGGAGCAGGACAUUCCCGGGAGCCGCAUUGGGCCCGAACCUACCACUGACUCUUUCAUUGCUGUCAUGCACGGUGAAACAGAAGGGAUCAUACCAGGCAACGCUCUAAUUGUGGACCCCAACAAGCCCUUCCGAAAGCUCAAUCCCUUCGGAAACAGCUUUCUCAACCGGUUCAUGUGUGCUCACUUGCCCAACCAGGUUCUGGAAAGCAUCAGCCUUAUCGAUACCCCGGGGAUCCUGUCUGGUGCUAAGCAGCGUGUAUGCCGAGGCUAUGACUUCCCGGCAGUGCUGCAGUGGUUUGCCGAGCGUGUGGACCUCAUCAUCCUCCUCUUUGACGCCCACAAGCUGGAGAUCUCAGACGAGUUCUCAGAGGCCAUCCGGGCCCUCAAGGGCAACGAGGACAAGAUCCGGGUGGUCCUGAACAAGGCAGACAUGGUGGAGACACAGCAGCUGAUGCGGGUCUACGGAGCCCUCAUGUGGUCACUGGGCAAAGUGUUCAACACGCCCGAGGUGCUGCGUGUCUACAUUGGGUCCUUUUGGUCCGAGCCACUGCUCAUCUCCGACAACCGACGGCUCUUUGAGCUUGAGGAGCAGGACUUGUUCACGGACAUCCAGAACCUGCCCCGGAAUUCUGCCCUGAGGAAGCUGAACGAUUUGGUCAAGAGAGCCCGUUUGGUUAGGGUCCAUUCCCACAUCAUGAGCCACCUGAAGAGGGAGAUGCCUUCUGUCUUUGGCAAGGACAACAAGAAGAAGCAACUUAUCCAUAAGCUGCCGGUCAUAUUUGCGAAGAUCCAACUCGAGCAUCACAUCUCACCUGGUGAUUUCCCAGACUGCAACAAGAUGCAGGAGCUGCUGAUGGUGCAUGACUUCUCCAAGUUCCAUGGCCUGAAGCCACGCAUGAUGGAUGCUUUGGAUGAGAUGCUGACUACAGACAUUGCGAAGCUGAUGCCCCUCCUGCGCCAGGAGGAAGUAGAAGUCCCUGAGCAGAUAGUGCAUGGUGGCGCCUUUGAUGGCACCCGCAACGGCCCCUUUGUCGAAGGUGCCACUGAAGGGGCCUACGAGGGGAUGGACGACGAGGAAUGGGUGGUGACUAAAGACAAGCCCAAAUACGACGAAAUCUUCUACAACCUCUCUCCAAUGGAUGGCAAGCUGAGUGGCACCAAGGCCAAGAACUGGAUGGUCACCACCAAACUGCCCAACUCCGUGCUUGGCAAAAUCUGGAAGCUUAGUGAUGUAGACCGUGAUGGCAUGCUGGACGAUGAAGAGUUUGCUCUUGCCAGCCACCUCAUCGAGGUCAAGUUGGAGGGCCAUGGCCUACCCUCUGACCUGCCCCGCCACCUCGUGCCACCCUCCAAGCGUCGGCAGAAGGGGUCAGCUGAGUAAGAAGGCUCCCCAAGUUUGCUCCCAUCCCCACACCAGGCUUGAACUGCUCCAGUAGGCCCUGGUUCUACUCUGAUUCUAGUUUUCCAUCACAUCAGGCUUUUAAGAAGGUAUCUUUCAGUCUUGAGUUCCUCAUGAAGGCCUCAUUUACCCCCAUAACUGUCAUGCACUGUACUGUGUCAGAAGGUCAUGGUUCUCCUUCAAACCAGACUUCAGUUUAUCUUCCACUUCAUUCCAGUCAGACUCAAACAGGCUCCAGUGCAAAUCCGAACAUGGUCUUCUCUCUGAAACAGACUUUGAUUGCUCAUGUAGGCCUCACUUCUUCAGGCCUGGCUUCAACUCCUUCAGUUAGUCUCUCAGUUCAGCUCUUCACUCCCACCUUCCAAGCCUGCUCUCUAGAUAUGCAAAUGAUAACUGAAUUUCACUUGUACUGAACUUUCCCAAGAGGUCUUCCUUUCUCGAAACCAAGCUCAAAAUGCUCCACUUGGGCUCUGCCCUACAAGUUAUAUCUUGCUUGAAGUAUUUGUGCAAAAAGACUGCCUCCUCCUCAGAAGAUCUGGAUUAUUGCGAUGGGCUGCAGCCUGACCCAAACGAGACUGGGUCAGGCGACUUAAAGAUCGGGACAAUCUCCAAGCAAUAUUGAUCUCGGCCAUCUUCAGCAGGCCUUGUCCCUGCCACCAGCUCAGACUCCACCUUGCCCUUCAUAUCCUUCUGGUUUAAUUAGAAACGAAAAAUCCCUUUUCUGCAUUAACACACACAGUUGGAUGCCUCAGAGCUGCUUGAGACCUUCUGGUACCUCUGGGCAGCACAGCUGCCAUUGACUACUGCUGUGGUGUUAGUGCUACUUGGUGGAAGUCAUGCUGAAGGUAGGAAGGGUGAAGUCAAGCAGUGAAGUCAAGCAAGAGGCGAAAGGCCAGAAAAGGCAACAGAUAGUCUGGAGCACGAGUAUUGUCCCCAAGCGAUUCAGACCAGUGAGCAAUCCUGACUCAAAAGCGUUGUUCAGGGCUUUGGAAGAGGUGUGGGCCAACCCUCUCUGGCCUAUUGCUGUGAAUAGGCUCCUUUGCUGGGUAUGGCUGAUCACUAUUGCUCUCUCUCUUGGCCACACCUGGGUGGUGGCAACCAGCAAGCCCCACCUGACAAACCCCAAGUCCUGAGUUCAGGAGCUGCUCUUCGUUUUCACUUGAUGUACAUGUCCUCGCAAUACGAACAGACUAAAUACAUUUCGACCAAACUAAAGAGACCAAAGGAAGCUGUAAGCUAACUGGAGGAGGAGAGUGUUUCAGCCAUCCUUGCAAGUAAGAUUGGGAGAGCUUCAGUUUAAAGCAUCUUCCUUACGUCGAGUGCCUGGACAGUGAACACGAGCCCAGCUGGCUGCAGGCCUGAGGACAACAGAAGAGCUGAGCUGGGUGGCAGGGAGGUGUUGGAAAUGCACGUGUACCCCUAGGCACCAUGACAUCUGCAUGUGGAUGUGCCUUGAGCAGCCUCCCUAUGGUUGGUAGUAACUCAGACGCAGCCUCUGGAUUUGCCCUUCACAGGCUGGGGCAGUGAAGGCUUCCUCUGACUAGAAAUUAAGCAGACCACUCCUGCCUUGAAACCUUGGGUGUUUCCCCCAUCCUCUUUUGGGAGGGAGGUGGUGAAAGGGCGCAGCCAUACUAGAAUCUCCUUCCUAAGCUCUGGGGAUGAGGACAAGCCCUUCCACAGGAACGAGCACUACUCUAGGCCAAGUAUGGUGGCUCCAAGCCAGGACCUGCCUUGCCACUAAGCAGGGGGAGACAACUCGGCCUCAGGCAAACAAUUUAGUGUGAUAUUGUAGUUGUAUCACUACUUGCAGGGUGGCAUUUUGUUUUUCUGUCUCUGGAAAGGAAAUACCUUGAACCUGCUUCAGGUGAGGCCAUUCCCCAGGGAGGCCUAGUGUUUUGAGGGGUUUCUUAGCUAACCAUCCCCCUCUGCUGCCCCUGCCCCCCACUUUCCCUCCUCUGACUUUUGUGUCAUGGGUCUGGAGACCCUACCCCAAUCGCUUUGGCAGCCCACUCAUACUGACUAGUGGCAUCACCUCCUUUCCAGCUCGGAGUAUUGCUGGAAGUCCACACCCCAGACACGCCUAGAAUCCAGCAAUAAAGGCUUCUUUUGGAUAUUAUGCUCUUUUUCUCCUGGUUAGUGGCCAGGAAGAAGCUGGCCUCCCAGCCAGGAGGAUCCAUCCAGUUGCAAGGGUGAGACAGUUGCUGUGGUUGAGUAAGAGAUUAGUGUCCAGUCCAAAGAAGCCAGCCAUAGUGUGAGGCAAGAGAGCAAGGAUGGGAGCUGAGGGCAAGGAGAAGUAGAGCUGAGCAGAUCUGGGCAGGCAGAAGUGGGCAGUGUUAGGCUGCAGAUCAACAGCAGCAGAAUGUCCAGGAAAGGGCAAGAGAGGAAGUUUAUACAGGGCUCCAGCCAGUUGGAAGCCAAGAUGAAAAGCAAUCAGGUGCCUGAAAAAUGCCCACAAGAUUAUACCUGUUUUAUACCUGUUAAGCUCUCAUGACCUCCCCCAAAGAAUCUUGGGGAUUUUCAUUUGCUGAGGGUGUUGAGAAUCCUCUCAUAAGAGGUUUCUAGCUCCCUUCACAGAAUUACAGUUUCUAGGGGAGAGGGAGUGAACUGUUAAACCAGUUUAAGAGUUUGUAAUCUAUGCUGUAGACAUGCCCUUUGUGUUUCAGUAGUAGAAAAACUGGAGAGCUAACUAUAGAGUUAAACAGGGACUGCAAUGUUCCCUACCCUCUUUCUCAGGUGUUGCAGAGCAGCUUGACAGCUACAUCUCUAUGGUUCUCUGGAGGACUGUGAAACACUAGGCAGGACUAUGUAUCCUGUGCCAAAACUUCAGGAAAACCAAAUUCUGUCAUUGGAAUCUAUAAUGCAAGACAAAGAUGUCUUGCUUUUCAGCUUUAGGGUUCCUAUAUCUGUAAUACAUGUUUAGAUGUCAUAAGGGAAUUUUUACAGUUGCAGUUAUAUUCAACCCACCUGCCUCCACCACACACACAUGCAUACACACACACACACAGAGAGAGAGCUCAAAUUAGAGCUUUUGAAAUUCCUCCUUCUGUGCUACAAUUAAAGGUGUGAUGUUACGAGGCUGAAAGACUGGCCAUCCUUGGUCUAAACUACUGCUACCUGUCUUGUGCACUCCCUGAAGUCAUUGGUGGAACUGCCGUGAUGUCACAGAAUAUGCAUAACACACACUACUGAGAAGAAGGUAGUGUUGAAAACCCAUGUGUCUCCUGUGAGAAAAGUAGCUGAGGGAAGAAAUUGGCAAAGGUCGAGAGACUGUGGAACAGGGUUCAAAAAAAUGAGGAUGCCUGGAUUUCACAUGUUGGUUCAAAAUAACAAGACAAAUCUUAGGCUGCAGGUCUCCAGUUAUAUAUGUAUAUGUUUACUUAGCCUUUUCCUGCUUCUGUUGUUGAUUUUAUGUUUCAAAUCUGGAUUAUUAUUUUUUUAAAUUAAGGGGAUGACAUAUGGAGAGCAUUGGAAGUGAAAAAGCAUGAAGAGGUUUCCCACCAUUUUUUCCAAAAUCGUGACGUUUAGCAACUUGCUUAAACAAAAAAGGUGAGGAGAUUCUCAGGAUAUCUAGUCCCUUGACAGACAUGGGCAUAGCAAGUUUCCAGUUGUAUGAAACACACCACAUUCCGCCCCCUCGAAAAAUUUCUUGGACAGCAAACCUCUGCCUGUAGCAGAGUUCAGGUUUGCUGCCCAGCAUCUCUAGCUGUGUUCACACAGUCUCUGAAGUGCAGCCAAUUCAGAUUAAGUUGAUAAUCAUGCAAAUAUUGUACCAGGAAGAAUGACAGUUUUAUUCCGUCCAUAUUGCUUCAAGUACGUUUUUUUGUUUAACUCUUUCUUCUUCCACUGUCAUUGUGUCUCACCCUUGAGCUGGUUCCUUAUCACCAUUCAGCUUUAUCAUUAUUAUAAUAUUAGUGUUGCCGAAACCACAUGCAUAUUAUUUCAUGUAUAAUAGCAGAGUUGAUCUGCCUACCUCGCUUUUGGGAUUUUCUUUUGGGUGAUUAUAUGCCUCAGGGGAAAGAACAUUGGAGAUUUCUGAACUGGGGUGACUUUAGCCUGAUCCAAGGACUGAGUUAGACAAGGAACACAAUAUAAAACUGACAUGUAGACAGAAGGCCUGGGUGACAUUUACAAGGCUGAUGUAUCACUAGAGUGUGCUUACUCCUGAAGCCUAGAUUGCUGUAAUAAAUCCCCUUAGCCCACAGUGCAGGGCUGGGUCCUCCUUUGUAGUCAGCUCUCACUCUUAUAUUCUGCACCCCAAGUUCUGCAACCAAGAACUCCAAAUCCCGCAACCAGAAAUGAAAAUCACCUAUACAAAAUAUGAAUAUAUUUGCUUACAUUUACUUAGUUUUGCCUGGUUCAUUCUGCUUCCAGUGUGGGCAGUCCACGUAUCUGCAAGGUCAUCCCCAGUCACUUCCAUGUAGGAGAAGGCAGGUCUGCAUCCCAGUGCUUUUGCACCCACAGAGCUGCCCCAUCUAUUUGGGUGCUAAGGGAAAAGACAGCUCAUGCAACAGCUCCUUGUCAGAUCUCAGGAUCGAGGCAAUACACUGAAUUGCAGAUGGGGGGGGGGAAUCUAAUAGAUCUUGCUACCCAACUCUCUCUGUUGAGACCCAGCUGCUGACUUUUUGCAGUCUCCCUGGGACCCAGGGGUGCAGUCUGAGCUCCGAGGGGGCCUUGCUGCUUUUGUUUUGUGCCUCUGUAAUUAUAACAGCAUUUCUGCUGCAAUAAAACAUGUCAUAUUUACCAGCCUGAA